AUGGUUACCAAUGCUCCGUGGUGUGGUCACUGCCGUCAGUUGGAGCCGGUGUAUGUGGAGUCAGCGGGGGUGUUGAAGGGAGAGAGCGAGGGAUACCGUCUGGCUAAAGUGGAUGCUGCAGAGGAGAAGGAGCUGGCGGAAGAGUUUGAUGUCGGAAGUUUCCCAACCAUCAAACUGUUCACCGACGGAGACAGAAGCAACCCCAUCGACUUCACUGGGAAGAGGACAGUGCAGGGUAUUGUCCAGUGGUUGAAGAGGCGGUCAGGUCCUAGUGCCGUGGUGUUAGAGACGACUGAUGCCGCUUCAGAACACAUCAGCUUUCACAACGUUACAGUGCUGGGGUUCUUCACUAGUCUGGAGAGUGAGGAGGCCAAGGUGUUCUAUAGUGUUGCCAUGGAGAUGGUUGACAUGGUGUUCGGGGUGACAACCAGUCCAGAGGUCUUCCAGAAAUACGAAGUAAAGAACAACAGAGUGGUGCUGUUCAAGAAGUUUGACGAGGGCAGGGUAGACCUGUCUGUGUCUGAGGAGGAGAAGGUGGGUAAAGAGGAGCUGAUUGUCUUCAUCAGGACCAACAGUCUGGAGCUGGUCAUAGAGUUCAACGAGCAGAAUGCGGAUAAGAUCUUUGGUUCAAAGGUUCACACCCACACCCUCCUGUUCAUCAACUCUACAGUCCAGGAGCAGAAGAGCCUUCUGACUGAAUACAGCACCGUGGCCAGGGACUUCAAGGGCAAGGUAUUGUUCAUAAUUAUAGAUGUAACGGGACCAGUCAGUCAUGUCCUGAAGUACUUCGGUCUUUCCGAGGGCGACGCCCCCACUGUACGCAUCAUCAACACCGACACCACCAAGAAGUUCGCUCUGAUUGGACAGAUAACGGCCGCCACACUCCAAACGUUCUGUCAGGGAGUUCUGGACGGAACCGUGAAGUCUCACCUGCUAAGCGAGGAGGUACCAGAGGACUGGGAUAAAGGACCCGUUAAAGUUCUGGUCGGGAAGAACUUUGAGGCUGUCGCCCUCGACAACAACAAGAAUGUCUUCGUAGAGUUCUAUGCCCCAUGGUGCGGUCACUGUAAGGAGCUGGCUCCUGUCUGGGAGAAGCUGGCAGAGAAGUACGCUGACCGGGAUGACAUCAUCAUUGCCAAGAUCGACGCCACGACCAAUGAGGUGGAGGGAGUGUCUGUGUCUGGCUUCCCUACACUACGAUACUACCCUGCUGGAGAAGACAGCAAGGAGGUAGAGUACAGUGGGACCAGAGACUUGGAGAUGUUUGCUAUGUUCCUGGACAAUGGAGGACAGCUUCCGAAGGUGGAAGAGGAGGAUGAGGAUAAUGAAGAUGAAGAGGAGGUCACUGAUGAGUCAUCGCCACCGCCAGCCAAUGAGACGUCUAAAGACGAGCUGUAAAGUCAGAGCACCGAAUCGAUCAAGAGUAGUUUAUUGGUUUCUAUGGUUUCUCUUGGUUUAAUAAUAAAAGUGAUUUGAUUCUGAA
Oncorhynchus keta (chum salmon) is the source of this 1483-nucleotide messenger RNA. Its product is annotated as protein disulfide-isomerase A2-like. The coding region runs from base 1 to 1398 and encodes 465 amino acids. Gene Ontology annotation, cellular component: endoplasmic reticulum. The transcript is spliced from 11 exons. The record is from RefSeq and is a predicted model, not a curated record. Lineage: Eukaryota; Metazoa; Chordata; Actinopteri; Salmoniformes; Salmonidae. Gene Ontology annotation, molecular function: protein disulfide isomerase activity. Gene Ontology annotation, biological process: protein folding; response to endoplasmic reticulum stress.